Lasiodiplodia theobromae is the source of this 2604-nucleotide messenger RNA. RefSeq names its product Family c-likeg-protein-coupled receptor protein. The coding region runs from base 1 to 2604 and encodes 867 amino acids. The transcript has 3 exons. The record is from RefSeq and is a predicted model, not a curated record. Lineage: Eukaryota; Fungi; Ascomycota; Dothideomycetes; Botryosphaeriales; Botryosphaeriaceae.
AUGUCAUCGCAAGGAGGCCAAGGUCAGGCGGGGGCACAACAGCGCCCCCCGCCGGGACCGCCGUAUCCACCGCAGACAUGGUCCCUCGGUGGCAGGCUGGAAGAAUCGGUUGAUAUUCCCGUUACCGCCGUCUUCCUUGCGCUCUACAUCGUUGGUGCAAUUGGCCACAUGGCCCUUUUCAAGAAGAAUCAGAAACAGGGCCACAAGUUUCUGUUGACUUUGCUGAUUUUCGGUUUUUGCAUGUGCAGAGUUGUAACCUGCAUCCUGCGCAUCGCGUCCGCCACCAGGCCCACGAAUAUCCAAUUGGCAAUUGCAGCCCAGAUCUUCGUCGCAGCCGGAGUCCUGCUAAUCUACAUCAUCAACUUGAUUUUCACGCAACGCAUGAUCCGUGCCCAACACCCUCGGCUGGGCUGGUCAUUCCGUUUCGGCAUGUUCUUCAAGCUGACGUACGUGGUGACGGCGCUUACGCUGAUCAUGGUCAUCACUGUCACUGUACAGUCGUUCUACACGCUUAGCAUCAACACAAGGCGUAUCGACCGGGACAUCCAGCUCUACUGCUCGACAUUCUUCGCAUACGUCUCGUUCCUCCCAAUUCCCUUGACUUUGCUCGGGCUCAUCCUCCCGCGCAAAAAGCGCCUCGAGAAGUUCGGAAUUGGAAGGUGGCGUAGCAAGAUUAUCGUGCUCCUUCUCGCCACGUUCAUCUUGUGCCUGGGCGCGGCGUUCCGGUGCGCCACGGCGUACCUGGAUCCGGUGCCAAUGACGCAGCCACUCCCGUCGUAUUAUUCCAAAGCAUGCUUCUACAUCUUCAACUUUGCGCUUGAGAUACUUGUUAUCUACCUGUAUCUCGCCUUCCGCGUCGACAGGCGCUUCCACAUUCCAAAUGGUGCGAAGGGCCCUGGACAAUAUGCGCGCGGCCCGUACGCCCCCAAGACCAUCGACGCGAAGCGCACCAGUGUGCAGGCCAAGAAGCACGACAGUAUGGCAACCCUGGGCAAGGCGUCCACACUCGACGAGUACGACCCCAGCACACCGCGGAAGCUCAACCUCAAGACGGAUUUCUCGGCGGCGGAGAAGAAGAAGAUCGAUCUCGAGGCGCAGUCAGCCCCACACAGUGCCAUCUCAGGAACCACAGCGGCCUUGUCCAAGGAUCAUUUGCUCCUGCCCGAGUCUCCCAAGCCAGUGCACGUCAAGUCGGACAAGUACAGAUCCAACGCCGACGUUCCGCCAGUGCCUGCGCUUCCACCCUCUGCAGCUGGAGCCAUCGUGUCUUCGCCAACGCCCCCCAACGGGUCGUCAGGUGCCGCCUCGACGCGCGCUACCGAAGACAAGCUCGACAAGGUCGUCGACCUGCUCGUCACGCUCGACCGCCGUCUGUCGAACCUCGAGGAAGCGCCGCGCCGCAACGACCUGCUCGAGCGUCUGACGCAGCGCCUAUCCCGUCUCGAGGAUACCGACCCAGGCGCGACGCCGCGCAUGCGGCCGCAGUCCUCAGCCGGUACCACGCUCCGCGGCAGCGUCGACAAUGCAGGCGUCAACAUGGGCUUCGGCAACAUCGACGGCCAUGAGAACGUGGCGCUCGGCCUGCUCGACCGCCUCGACCGCCGUCUGGCGCGCCUCGAGGAGCAAGAGGCCCGCAUGAACCGCGCGAGCUCGGGCUUCGACGGCCUCAUGAUGCUGGACCGCCGCCUCAGCCGUAUGGAAUCGCGCAUCACCAGCCCUGACCCCGGAUUCGUCAACAGCCCCCCGCCCUUCAUGCGCAACAAUUCCCACCCCGCCGCCGACUACGAGACUCUGUUGGCUCUGGGCGGCGUCAGCAACAUAAACGCUCCCCUCGCGCCUCCGACAGAGACCCGCUUCGACCGCUGGAACUACGGAGGAGGCGCACCCGGCAGCAACAACAGCCCCCGCCUUCGCGGAGGCGCCGGUAGCCCUCAACACCGCUUCUCGCAAUCGCCCUCGCGCUUCGCCGCCCCGACCGCCGCUCGCGCCAGCGGACCCCUGGCCGAGACCUGGCCGCUCGACGAGGCCGAAGAGCACCGCCAGCAGCAGCAACGGUCUUCUCCGCAGAACCACCCGACCCAGCUCCGCCCCGGCUACGCCCGCGCCCCGGCCUCGACCGACUCGAUGGGCACCGUCACGCUGAACGCCCAGGACGACUAUGAUGACGACGAGCUGCCGUUCCCGCCGACGGUGCAGGUGGCCGACGUGGGCAGGGCGUACACGCCCGACGACAACCGCCCGCACCGCCUCAGCUUCGGACGUGGUGACAUCAACAACAACGACGACAACGACGGAGAGAACAACAACAUCAACAAUGGCAACGGCAACAACGGCAACAACGGCAACAACUUCACCAUGCUCGGCGUCGCCCGUGAGCAGCCCCUGCGGUACUCGACCAGCGUGGCCAGCGCGACCAGCCAGUACAGCCAGGCGACCGAGGUGAACCUGAGCGACGAGAGGGGCGAGCGCGAGCGGCCCCGGACGGCGUACGUCGUCGACGACGUCUCGGCCGCCGCACAGCAGCUGAGUCCGGCGUUUGACGGGUUCCCCGACGCGCAGGGGAGCAGCAGCAGCAACAGCAACGACAACAGGGAUAGUAAAUAG